Molecule: messenger RNA, 1787 nt
Organism: Polypterus senegalus (gray bichir)
Lineage: Eukaryota; Metazoa; Chordata; Cladistia; Polypteriformes; Polypteridae
Gene: metap2a
Product: methionyl aminopeptidase 2a
Exons: 11
Coding region: 47-1486 (479 amino acids)
Biological process (GO): proteolysis
Molecular function (GO): metalloaminopeptidase activity
Source: RefSeq, a predicted model, not a curated record
CUCUCCCGUCACCCCCUGCGCUCUCUUCUCCCCGUGUCUCUCUAUCAUGGCAGAUAUGGUGCGAGAUCCGGAGCAAGAAGAAAAUACUCAAAUGGAAUACCACGUUAAUGGGGAACUUGACGCUGAUGACAAGGACGAAGCAGACACACCCGAGGAUAUCAAUAAAAAGAAAAAGAAGAAGAAGAAGAAAAACAAGCCUGCUGGUCCUGUAGCCAAUGGAAAUGUGACGGAGACGACAACCAUCGUCGUCGAAGAGCCUAAACAGUUGGACAAACAAGCUUUAGAGGAUAAAGAUGACGAUGGCGAUGAAGAUGGGGAUGAUGGUAGUGAUGCAGCUGGAAAGAAGAAAAAGAAGAAGAAAAAGAAGCGGGGAACUAAGCUUCAGACUGAUCCACCCUCAAUUCCUAUUUGUGAGCUUUAUCCCAGUGGAGUUUUCACAAAGGGUCAAGAAUGUGAAUAUCCUGCAACACAAGAUGGACGAACAGCUGCUUGGAGAAUGACAAAUGAAGAAAAAAAAGCUUUGGAUAAGGCGAGUGAAGAGAUUUGGAAUGAUUUCAGACAAGCAGCAGAGGCUCAUAGACAAGUACGAAAGUAUGUUAUGAGCUGGCUUAAGCCUGGGCUAACAAUGAUUGAAAUCUGUGAAAAGCUUGAAGACUGUUCAAGAAAACUGAUCAAAGAAAAUGGUUUAAAUGCUGGCUUGGCAUUCCCUACAGGCUGCUCAUUAAACAACUGUGCCGCUCACUAUACACCUAAUGCAGGAGACACAACUGUGCUGCAGUAUGAUGAUGUCUGUAAAAUUGACUUUGGGACACACAUUAAUGGACGAAUCAUUGAUUGUGCAUUCACCGUCACAUUUAAUUCAAAGUAUGAUAAGCUCCUUGAAGCUGUGAAAGAUGCCACAAACACAGGAAUUAAGUGUGCUGGCAUUGAUGUCCGUCUUUGUGAUGUUGGUGAAGCAAUACAGGAAGUUAUGGAAUCAUAUGAAGUUGAUAUAGAUGGGAAAACUUACCAAGUUAAGCCAAUUCGUAAUUUGAAUGGUCAUUCAAUUGGACAGUACAGGAUACAUGCUGGUAAAACUGUUCCCAUUGUCAAAGGUGGAGAAGCAACAAGAAUGGAGGAGGGAGAGGUAUAUGCUAUUGAGACCUUUGGAAGCACAGGAAAGGGUGUAGUUCAUGAUGACAUGGAAUGCUCUCACUAUAUGAAAAAUUUUGAUGUUGGCCAUGUGCCCAUAAGACUCCCAAGAGCUAAGCACCUCCUUAAUGUCAUAAAUGAAAACUUUGGCACUUUGGCCUUUUGCCGCAGAUGGCUGGACCGCUUAGGAGAAAGCAAAUAUCUAAUGGCUUUGAAAAAUCUAUGUGAUUUGGGCAUUGUGGAUCCCUAUCCUCCACUCUGCGACAUUAAAGGUUCCUACACAGCACAGUUUGAGCACACUAUUCUGCUGCGCCCCACUUGCAAGGAGGUUGUGAGCCGGGGAGAUGAUUAUUAAGCACUUCUUUUUCAUCUUGGAAAGCUUUUUUUCUGAUUGCUUUGGCAGAAAGCAGCAUUCUCCUGUUCACGUAUAGCUCAUUAUCUCUGUAAGCAGUAGACUAUAAAAUAUCUGCCAAGGUUUUGGUGUGUGGAAAGUAAUUCAGAACAAGUAUAAUUUUACCACCCACUUUUUUUUUUUUUUUUUCUCUGUCAGUCAAAUGAAAAUAACACUCAUCUGUUCUGAGGAUUACUACCACUGCAAUAAACAUUUGUAUUGGGUCUGCAUAUUCUGCUUUAAAUGCAGCAUCAGCAUCAAUUAA